This is a messenger RNA of Heterobilharzia americana, 1231 nucleotides long. Lineage: Eukaryota; Metazoa; Platyhelminthes; Trematoda; Strigeidida; Schistosomatidae. The record is from the annotation of a GenBank genome assembly.
GGCCUUCUGACCUUGAAAACAUAUGCGAAAAUGGUUCAGGCGUCUUUCAAGCCUUUUCUUAUUGGUGUUAGUGGAGGAGCGGCCUCGGGAAAAACUGAGGCAUGUAAAAAGAUAAAAGAUGUCUUACUGAAGAAAGCAACAGAAAAAAAGGUUGUAGUCUUAAGCUUAUCAUCCUUUUAUCGUGAACUUUCUGAUGAAGAACGACAAUUAGCUCUGGAGAGUGAGUUCGAUUUCGACCAUCCAAAUUCAUUUGACUUUAAAUAUUUAGCUGAAGUUUUAAGAAAAAUCAAACAAAGAGAACCUGUAAUCUUGCAUACUUACGAUUGUUCUGCUUAUUCUAGUACUCCAGAUGUUCAAGAGAUUCCACAAGAUGUAGAUGUUGUGAUUGUUGAAGGAAUACUAACAUUUUAUCAAAAGGAAGUUAGAGAUUUGUUUCAUUUGAAAAUCUUUGUUGAAUCAGAUACAGAUACUAGACUUUGUAGAAAAGUCUUAAGAGAUGUCUCAACUAAAGGUCGUCGUCUGGAAGCUGUACUCGAUAGCUAUUUUAAAUAUGUUAAACCGGCAUUUGAAGAAUUUUGUCUUCCUACAAAAAAAUAUGCUGAUGUAAUUCUACCUCGUGCACCAGACAAUCAAGUUGGUGUCGAUUUAAUAACUGAACAUUUACUACAAGUUGUCAAUGGAAUACCUUUCAUUGGUGGUGGUGGUGGUGGUGGCGGUAGUAACAAUCAACAACAAAAAAAUAUGCUGAUGUAAUUCUACCUCGUGCACCAGACAAUCAAGUUGGUGUCGAUUUAAUAACUGAACAUUUACUACAAGUUGUCAAUGGAAUACCUUUCAUUGGUGGUGGUGGUGGUGGUGGCGGUAGUAACAAUCAACAGUAUGUACCACGUGUUAGAAAUCAAUCUGAGUCUUGUUUAGGCUCAGUUCGACCACAUUAGUUACUUUGCUGGCGUUAUUUUAGUAUAGUCACGUUAUUGUUUGUACAUAAGUUUUUUCUUUUCGUUUCUUCACAUGAUUCACCCUUUUUUAUUACUUCUACUUUUGUAUAAUUUGAUGUAUUGAUGGAAGACACUCCGUUAUUCUUUCUGAUCUGUGUAAACGCUCUGUGAGUAUUGCUCUUUGUUUCUACUUUGUAUUAGGUAGUUAUUACUGUGUGUUUUUUGUGAGCUUACAAGUUCUCAGCUGUUUUCAUUAAUUUUUAUUUUCACAAAGUCAACAUAUUUGUUUGACU